CAAGGUUGAUCCAGGCGCACCUUGAUCGAUCGAUUGACAGGAGGGGCCCAUGUCUUUCAAUCCGCUGGCGCUGCUCCAAGAGCGCCAGUGUGCGCCCGUAUACAGCGCGCUCGACUCAGGGAAUCCCUCGGCUGCGCUGCGGCAGUGCGACGGCCUGCUGGCCAAGCAGCCCGACCUGCACCUCGCCGCUGCUCUGCGGUCGCUGGCCCUGGUCCGGCUCGGACGGCGAGCCGAUGCGUCAAAGCAGGUCGACGGCCUCCUCGCAGCCACGUCUAAAAACAAGGCCCUCCUCGACGGCGGCUCUUCUUUGCUCCACGUGCUCUCCAUCGCACUCGGCAGCCUCGGGCGCACGUCCGACGAGGUCGAGAUGCUCGAUGCCGCGAGCAAGGCGGCACCCUCGAACAUCGACCUGGGCGCGCGGGCCUUUGUCGCCAUGGCCAAGACGGGCCAGUGGCAGCGGGCGCAGCAGACGUCGCUGCGCCUGUCCAAGGCGGCGGCGGGCAGCAAGGGCAGCGACAACGACCUGCACUUCUGGUGGUCCAUGCAGGCCUACGCACUCGUCGCAGCCGAUCCGUCGCUGCCGGCGCACCAGCUUGCGCUUCCCUUGGCGACGCGCAUGAUCCAGAAGCAUCUCGAGACGGCGCCCUGGGGUGCCCGCUCGGACGAGGAGCUAUUUCUCUACGCCACCAUCCUCGCGCGCCAGGGCGACGCCUCGAAGCGCCAGGCCGUCGAGCUGCUCGAUGCGCAAAAGGAACUGCGCGAAAAGUCCAUGACGCUCGCCAUACUCCGAACGGAGCUGCUUCGGGAGCUGGGACAGUGGACCACGCUGUGCGAGGAGGCCCUCCAGGCGAUGGAGUCGGGCGACGACAACUGGAGCCAUGUCCAGGUGCUGGUCGAGGCUGUCUCGAAGCUGCACGACGACAGCAGCAGCAGCGGCAGCAACAGCAGCAAGGUGACGGACGCAGAGGCGCGCCUUUCGAAGCUCGCAGAGGGAAAGGGGGCCAAGAAUCGGGGGUUCCGCCUGGCGAGACUCGAGCUCGUCCGAGGCUUGUCAGACGAGCAGCGGGCCAAGCUCAGCCAGCCGGACCUCUCCAAGCUCAUCGUCGCCUACUUUGACGACUUUGCACAAAAGGCUUGCGCAUACGAGGACCUGGCUCCUCAUGCGCUGCUGCUUGUUGAGGGCCCAGGGCUUGAAAAAGUGCGCGAGACGGUUGCCAAGGAGGAAGCGAGGGAGAUCGAGACGCUCGACGACCUCUAUCGGGUCCUCAACGCAUGCAAGCUCCUGCGGCUGGUCCAGGCAGACUCAAAAGACGCCGAGAUGGACAGGACACUGUCGAAGCGGUACUGGGACAUUUAUAAAAGGGCCCUCGUGAUCGGCAAGGAUCUGCCCAAGACAGAGAUGCAGCCCGCCGACGACUUUGCGCUCCUGGCCGCACAGGCCUGCGUCGCUGCUUCGCCUUCUUCCCCCUCGGACCUCGUGCAGGCCGUGUCGAUGCUCGAGUCUGCUCUCCAGCACUCGCCCAAGGGAUAUCGCCUGCGCGUGCUCCUCAUUCGGCUCCUUCGACAGCUGGGCUCCGUCGACGAGGCUCGCGAGCAUUUCUCAAAGCUCGGCGCACGCAGCGUCCAGCUCGAGACGCUCGGGUGGCUCCUCGUCGAUCGCAGCUCAUCGUACAGGAACCUGCUUCCACAAGGCUCAAGCCAAGAGGCCGAAUUUGACAGUGCCGUCGAGGGAAUCGCAAGAAUAUGGAGAGAAAGCGAGCGCGAGAUGCCAGAGAUGGUCGCAAAGGCCUUUGAGAACGGCAUCUUCUCCCGGAUUGAAGAGAUUGUCGAUUUCAAAAAGAGGCUCGACAAUUCCUUGGCCAGGCAGCUGUACGCCGCCGAGCGCGCGCUCUGCCCUGCCAAGGGCGACGAGGAUGAGGAGAUGAGGAGAGAGGCCGUUCAGAGGGCGCUCCGGGUGAGAGCGCCGUCGGAUCAGCGCGACUUUGCCGUGCUCCUCAAUCUGCUGCCGAGCAGUCGAGGCAGCAUCAGAGAGCUGACCUCCUUGACGAGGCAAGAGCCAGGGACGAGAUAUGUCGACGGCAUGCUCGACGUUGCGGCGGCUGUGCUCGGCAUCGAGCGAGAGCACAAGGACGCGCGAGAUGGGGGGUCCGACGACGAGCUGACGGCAUCUGAGAGGCGGCUGCACGACCUUGCAAGGAAGAUCCUGGACAAAGCCUCCGAUGUCGAAGCAACCGCAAAGGCCUUCUUUGAGGGCUGCCUCGAUGAAGCAAAGACGACCAACUCUCCAUUCCCUGCCGACCAGCUGCUCGUCGCCAGCGUCGCGCUGCAGGGCUACCAGCUCGUUGCCCGUAGACAGAUUGACACCAAGGCCGCCAGCGCGCCUCUCCACGAGCUUCGAGAGCUACUCAAGGAGAAGAGGGAUCACGUCGAUUUCUCUUCCUCUUCUCAAGAAGCAGCAGCGGUAGCAGAGAGGGAGGGCGAGGAGGACACAAAAGCCCGGCUAGAGGCGGCUGCGAGGGGUGCAUACAACGCCGUGCUCGGUAGAUUAGAGGCAUGUAAUUAGAAGAGGGAGAAUAAGAUAUGAGGCCAAGGAGGGAGCCAAUCACUAGAG
This is a messenger RNA of Acaromyces ingoldii, 2611 nucleotides long. RefSeq lists its product as hypothetical. The transcript has 4 exons. Gene Ontology annotation, biological process: N-terminal peptidyl-methionine acetylation. Lineage: Eukaryota; Fungi; Basidiomycota; Exobasidiomycetes; Exobasidiales; Cryptobasidiaceae. The annotation marks the transcript as partial. Gene Ontology annotation, molecular function: protein-N-terminal amino-acid acetyltransferase activity; protein binding. Gene Ontology annotation, cellular component: cytoplasm; NatB complex. The record is from RefSeq and is a predicted model, not a curated record.